CUUUGGAGAAAAAACCGUCUGCUAAAUGAAUAAAUCAUGUAAAUGUUGUAAAUUGGGGACAAAAAUAUUUAUCAAUAGUAAUGGACAAAAUUGGAGGUGGGGCUUACCUAAUCCAUUCCAUGGCUAUUCUAAAAAGUACAUGAUCAUGUUAUGUAAAUUGGAUACUUGCAGGCUUUAGCGAUUCACUUCCAUUUCUGUCUCUUAUAAAUCCCGUCAGACCUGUCCUUCUUCCCGCGCGCUGCAGCCGGGGGACCUGUUAAUUAGAGGUUAAUCAAAGCUUACAGCUUUUUCGCGAGUCCAUAUGCGAGUAACACAUUCUGAGGCUCCCACGGUGUCACCGGGAGUUCGAGCGCUCGCCACACCAGCACGCACAGGCGGGCGCGCGUGGAAAUCGAAAGAACUCUGGAAGUGCGCGCGAGGUGCAGCAGUACGACACGCACGUGCCGCGGGGGUGCGCGCGCGAGGGCACAUUUCCAGGUGGGGGGUUCAGCGCGCGGCUUUCCGUCGAUGGAAAAGACAUAAACGUGCGCAGCGCUCGUCUGCGGCUUCUCAGGGAACCGCAAACCUUCCGCUCGACGUUACCGUCCGGCGCAUGGCAGGAUCCGCAAACGCAGUGGCGCGCGGCGGUUGGCUCGCGGCAUUUGGCUCGUCCGUGAGCAUGUCGGAGGAGAAGCCGAGGAAGAAGGCGUUCUACCUGGUAGGAAUGAGGGCGCUGAGCGGCGGCGGCGGCAGGCAGCCAGCGGCGCACGGCAACAACAACAACAACCACCACAGCAACGGCGGCACUAUGCCCUUCAUGAUCCACUGCCACAUCGGGAAGGAGAUCAAGCACAUCUGCAGCAACUGCAGCCGUGGGGACGAGGCGCGGGACGCUGAGGAAGUGGAAAGACUGGCUGCGAUGCGUUCGGAGUCCCUCGUUCCCGGCACCCACACACCACCCAUCCGGAGGAGAAGCAAGUUUGCCACGCUGGGUCGCCUCUUCAAGCCCUGGAAGUGGAGGAAGAAGAAGAGUGAGAAGUUUAAGCAGACCUCAGCAGCUCUGGAGAGAAAGAUCUCUACGAGGCAGAGUAGGGAGGAGCUCAUCAAGCGGGGAGUGCUGAAGGAGAUCUUCGAGAAAGACGGUACAAUCCCUCUUCCAAAGGACGAAGGGAAGUUUGAAAACGGACGGUCACCGGUUUCCAGCACGUUGGAACGUGACGGCAUAGAUCGCACCUGUCAGGUGCUGCCCAGUCCUGAACUCAUGGAAGGAACAGGAACAGCUUCUGUGGAGUUACAGGCAGCGGUUGAAGUGGGAGUCUGUCCCCAGGACCACUCUAUGAAGCCCCCUGCAACACUUCCAGCAUCCAAGAAACCCAUUGCCUUUCCUGGCGAAGGUCAGGACAUGCCUGUGAAGCAGGCUUCCUUCCACAAGCAGCCUCCUGCGUUGCCCCCAAAACCGUUUACCAGGAUGCCCAAUCACAUUACCGAUUCAGGCCAGCCCGUGAAGUUACCCUGCAUGGUGGGCAAGUUGUCCCCACCACUGCCACCCAAAAAGGUGAUGAUCUGUGUGCCCACUGGGGGCAUGGAGUCCUCGCUGUCUGCCUUCCCCCAGAAGUGCCCUGGCCCACAACCUUUACUUGCGCACCAUGGCACCUCGCUACCCACUGCGGUCUCCAGCCACACCCACCCAUUGGGGUAUGGCACCCUCCCUGUCCCCUUGCAUCCACCCAGCCGUGUCAUCGAGGAGCUUAACAAGACCCUGGCACUCACCAUGCAGCGGCUAGAAAGCUCGGCACUGCAUGUGGUCCCCACAGUAGUCAUUGAGUGUGAAGAUGACAAGGAAAACCUGCCCAACGAGUCUGACUAUGAGGACUUACCCAGCAUGUACAAGGAUGAGGAGGAAGAAGGUGACGAUGAUGAUGAAGAUGAGGAUGACGAUGACACUCUGUAUACCAGUACACUGGCCCUGAAGGUGCUGAGGAAGGACUCUCUGGCCAUCAAGCUGAUCAAUCGGCCAUCACAGCGUGAGCUGGAGGAGAAGAAUAUCCUCCCCAUGCAGACGGAUGAGGAGCGGUUGGAGGCCCGCCAGCAGAUAGGCACCAAGCUCACACGGAGACUGAGUCAGCGUCCCACGGCGGAGGAGCUUGAGCAGAGGAACAUCCUGAAACCUCGGAACGAGCAGGAGGAGCAGGAGGAGAAGCGAGAGAUCAAGAGACGACUGACGCGCAAGCUCAGCCAGAGACCGACGGUCAAGGAGUUGAGGGAGGCCAAGAUCCUUAUCCGUUUCAGCGACUAUGUGGAGGUCGCCGAUGCCCAGGACUAUGACCGUCGAGCAGACAAGCCGUGGACCCGCCUCACAGCAGCCGACAAGGCAGCCAUACGGAAGGAGCUCAACGAAUUCAAAAGCACUGAGAUGGAGGUGCACGAGUCAAGUCGCCAUCUAACCAGGUUCCAUAGGCCAUAGAACUUUGCUUCAUAUAUAAAGCCAUAUGGGCUUUUACCCCACAAAGAACCUUAAGUGCUGGAUUGGUGAGUGUUGUAUAAAAGGUGCCCUAGUCAUCAACAAGGCCUUUCAAGAGCAGAACCAGUACAUCCUGUAUGGACACGGUCACUGUCACCGUGACGAACUUGCUGACCCUCCCCCUGACCAAGGCCUCUCUGGGUGGAGUGUGGACUGCCGAGGAGGAAUGGGGGGAGCUGGUGACCUAUCCUGUUUGUCGAAGGGUUAUCUAUGUCUUUUUCACUCUGUGCGAGUCAUCACACCUCCCUGGUGCGAGAGCCUAGGCUGAAUUGCUGCUGCUGUUGCUGAGUUGCUGCUGAACUGCUGCCCCCCCAACUGUGUCGGGGGCUGGGUAAGGCCUGGAGAGGGUUGGCAGAAAGACAGUGUGAGCGGCCAAGGGCUUCAAAUUUCAGUUUUUGUGCAAUAUUGCCCACCACCACGCCCAAGGCUGCUUGUAGAGCCCUCCCUGUGGGUCCACUAGGGAGGAUGGGGCAGCUGGAUGUUCGUGUUCUCUGGACCUCUUCAUUACCCAUCACCAUUCCUGACCCACCACCAAUACCCUGCUAACUGUGAACCACAAAACUAUGCCUACAGUUGUCUUUAAUCCAUUUUUACUUCUCCGGUGCAUUUUGUGUUCUGCUGCUGAAGUGCAAAGAAUUUCCAGUUCCUGUGGUGCAUCUGUCACGGUGUGACAGAAAACAAACUGCACUAACGAUACCUUUGGAAAUGUUUCAUUCCUUGUGUGUCUUAAGUAUUUAUGGUUUUUAAUUUUUUUUUUUUUUCUCUCUAAAUUAUGUCUAACAUUAUCUGUUAACCUUUUUGGAAGCUGCACUGUGAACCAUGCCAGUAUAAAACAGUGUGAGAACAGUCAGUCUCUAUUCUUUGCAUUGAAUGUGAAUUCCAGAGGAAGGAGGCUGAGAAAAGGACCUUGCUUUUAAUGCUUUAUUUAUUUUCCAGUAACGAUGCUCAAAAUGUUAACUCGGUAUUGUGUAAUACAUCCAAACCUGUAGCCUCACAUGCUCCAUGACCGGAGUUGUAUUUUAUUUUCAUGUACAGUAUAUG
This is a messenger RNA of Scleropages formosus (Asian bonytongue), 3541 nucleotides long. It is a transcript of the gene phactr1, whose product is annotated as phosphatase and actin regulator 1. The coding region runs from base 302 to 2443 and encodes 713 amino acids. NCBI's taxonomy places the organism in Eukaryota, Metazoa, Chordata, Actinopteri, Osteoglossiformes, Osteoglossidae. The record is from RefSeq and is a predicted model, not a curated record. Gene Ontology annotation, biological process: cell motility; stress fiber assembly. The transcript is spliced from 13 exons. Gene Ontology annotation, molecular function: actin binding.